Aspergillus aculeatinus CBS 121060 is the source of this 784-nucleotide messenger RNA. RefSeq lists its product as uncharacterized. Bases 84 to 539 code for a protein of 151 amino acids. NCBI's taxonomy places the organism in Eukaryota, Fungi, Ascomycota, Eurotiomycetes, Eurotiales, Aspergillaceae. The transcript has a single exon. The record is from RefSeq and is a predicted model, not a curated record.
GGCCUGAGAACUCAGGCCGGGAGCAGAAAGGCCGAGAGUCAGCCUGGAGAGAGACUCGAACUCGAGAGCUUCUUGGUCUGCCCAUGGCUCGACGUGGGUUCGUUUCCGGCCGCGCCCUCCUAAGCAACCUUGAACCUGUGCUUCCCUCCAAGGCUCCAAGGGUGGGUGGGUUUUGGCUACAACUCCCCUUCUCUAUCCCUCCCCCCCUCCCUCCCUGUCCCUCGUUCCAGCUUGCAAUUCGUUCGUUGCUCGGACUGUCCGUCGUCGGAUCUGUCCCUUACCCAAGUUAUGCUCACCACUCAUCACUAACAAAUCAAUUCUUCCCUUCCCCCCUCUUUCUGUCUGCCAUCAUUAUCGACCCUCCCCCUCAACAAAAAAGGACACUAAGAAAGGACAAGUCUAGGAGGUCCAAAUCGCGGAUCAAAAUUAAAGCAAAAGCAAGAAGAGCGAAAAAAAGGGCACUGUUCGAGGGCACCUACUCCAGCAACCACCCCCCCCCAAAGUCACCAUUGACACACUUUCCCACCCCCAGUCCUUGAAGCGGGUGGGAGAAAAAAUUCCACGCCAUUCCUUUUUCUCUCCGGGUCUUGGACGCGCCGCUUGGAUGGCCCAUCCGUGGCUUUAGCCUCUCUCUCUCUCACUUACUCUCGCUCUCUCUCUGUGUCUCUCUCGUUCUCUCGCUCGCUGCUCUUGCACUCCCUCCCUCUGAUCCACUCUCACUCACUCUCUUCCCUCUUCACUCUCGAUCUCCCUUCCUCUUACCUACUCCCUUUCACUCAUCCAC